Capsicum annuum is the source of this 1231-nucleotide messenger RNA. Its product is annotated as non-structural maintenance of chromosomes element 3 homolog. Lineage: Eukaryota; Viridiplantae; Streptophyta; Magnoliopsida; Solanales; Solanaceae. Gene Ontology annotation, cellular component: nucleus. The record is from RefSeq and is a predicted model, not a curated record. Bases 308 to 1018 code for a protein of 236 amino acids. The transcript is spliced from 7 exons.
UAAAAAUUCAACAGGUUAGAUUACGAUUCAUCAUCCCAUUCAUUUUGAUGGAAGCAAAUUUUAACCGAACAGAACCUGGAAGCGUUUUUUGUCUUGACCCAUUUAACCGGCCAAAGUUGGCCCGACCCGCUCAAUUGUACAAUCCAUAAUCCACCCCGUCUAGUCAAAUGGCGGGAAAAGGAAAAUAAAAGCGGAUCUCAAUCCGGACCCGCCAACUAUAAAACCCUCAGAGUUCACUUCAAAGUUCGUUCCAUCUUUUUUCCUUUUGAAAUUGAACUAUCGAAGAAUCAUUGAAAAGGCAAAAAGAAUGUCUAGUUCUGCAGAAGAUUUUUCUCAAUUUGGUAUUUCCGUAGAGGAAAAAGACAAGCUUGUAGCAGAGGUGGUUCGCUAUGUAUUAUUUAAGACUGAACAGAGUUCAGGUUGCCCAAUUAAGAGGGAGGAGCUAACACAGUUGAUCACUGGCAAGAAUUAUCGUCAAAGAAAUCUUCCUGCUUUUGUCAUAAAUGAGGCGAAAUCGAAACUUUCCUCCAUUUUUGGCUUUGAAGUGAGGGAACUUCAAAGAACCCGCUCUUCUGCUACUCAAAACUCUCGCUCAUCCCAACAAGUGGCAGCUGAUGCAAAGUCAUAUAUUCUUAGAAGUCAGCUACCCGCAGAUGUAUACACGGCAUGUGUGGAGGAUAAAAAGAAGUCACAUGUCACAGCUCUUGCUUUUGUCGUUACUAGCAUUGUUCGUCUUGCUGGAGGCAAAAUUAAUGAAGAAAAUCUUUGGCCUCAUUUGAGACGGCUGGGAUUGUCUGAAACUGAUGAAAGUCAUCCUGUUCAUGGAAAUGUCAAACUAGCGUUGGAAGCAAUUGUUCAACAAAGAUACUUGCACAAAGAAAAAGUUAAUGGUCCAGAAGGUAAUGCAACUUUUUAUGAACUUGCUGAGAGGGCACUAGAUGGGCCAGUGGAUGAUGGAAUGAAACAGCAUAUAUCAAAGAUUGUGAACAAAGAUAUUGCCUCGGUGGACACUGAUUAGUUUGUUUACUGCUGAUUGGGAUUCUUCACAAGUAUUUUUGGCCAUAGUUCCUAACUCAAUGAGAUUGCUCUUUGAAGUUCUUGGUCGAUUUUUGUGAAAUACAGCCAUUAGAUUAUUUAGGCGCUGAAUUGAUGUUAUUUAUCUGAUCAUCCUUUUUGUCUGGCAUUCUACUCAAUUUCUGUUUAUAGAAGUAUUAAUAUAGAGCCCCAUCUA